This is a messenger RNA of Cottoperca gobio, 2937 nucleotides long. RefSeq names its product baculoviral IAP repeat containing 2 (gene birc2). Lineage: Eukaryota; Metazoa; Chordata; Actinopteri; Perciformes; Bovichtidae. The record is from RefSeq and is a predicted model, not a curated record. The transcript has 12 exons. Gene Ontology annotation, cellular component: cytoplasm; nucleus. Gene Ontology annotation, molecular function: ubiquitin protein ligase activity; cysteine-type endopeptidase inhibitor activity involved in apoptotic process. The coding region runs from base 279 to 2195 and encodes 638 amino acids. Gene Ontology annotation, biological process: positive regulation of protein ubiquitination; negative regulation of necroptotic process; negative regulation of apoptotic process.
CACCUCAUGCACUUGGUGUCCAAUGAUGGUGAUUGCUGGGCUGGCAGCUUUGUUUCUUUUUUUAGUAAGUUUCACUCUUAGCCAAGUUCACUUUCUUUUUUGCUGAAUUCAAUGUUUCUAACUUUUGAAUUGAGUAAAACCUGCUCGGCUCCCUGAACUGCUACUUUCUGUUGCAGUGUGAGUGAAUGUGUGAAAGUGAGACCUUGGGUUUUCUCAAACCCCUUUCCCUUUUGUAAAGACAUCUCUUUUUCUUUAUAGUUCUAAACUUAAAUACAAAAAUGGAAACUCUUGUUCAACUAAAAAGCAACCCGUUUUUGAUGGGAUUGUGUCGCAACGGGCCUCCACCUGACCUGCAAUAUGAUAACUCCUCAGAGCUCUUCCGCAUCUCUACCUUUGCUCGAUUCCCAGCUUCCGGAGUCACAGAGCGAAGUUUGGCGAGGGCCGGUUGGUUCUACACCGGCGUGGGCGAUCGCGUGCAGUGUUUCAGGUGUAACGUGACGGCAGAGGGCUGGCAGGCCGGAGACUGUCCAACAGAGAAACACAGACAGCUCUCUUCUUCCUGCUCCUUCAUCCAGAGCCUCCCAUCUACAGCCAACCUGCUCUCCUCCUCGCACUCCGCCUUCUCUCCACUCCGCAUUGCCCCAGCCAUACCACUUUCUGGUCCAGCCCCUGCUGCUCCUAACCCGACAGUAAGCCAAGGUGAGGAGCCUGUGGGCUACUUAAAUAUGGGUUUCUCUGCUCCACCACCCUCCAGCCCCCUCAGCUCUCGUGGUGUAGAGGACAUGUCCCACCAGAGACCAACAUGCCACAACCCCAGCAUGCGCAGAGAGCAGGACCGCCUGGACUCCUUCCACCCCUGGACGCUCUCCAUAAUAACUCCUGCUGAGCUUGCCAAGGCAGGCUUCUACUACCUGGUCCAGGGCGACCGAGUGGCCUGCUUCAGCUGCGGAGGACAGUUGAGUAACUGGGAGCCAGGUGACAGAGCUGUAUCCGAGCACCAGAGGCAUUAUCCAAACUGUCGUUUUGUGCGAGGGGACAGAGCUGACAACGUGUCGCUGGCCGCAGCUGCGUCUGGAGGAGUAACUUCUCAACUGUCUUCAGGAGCCCCCGCUCUCAGUAAUGUGUCCAACCCUGCCAUGCAGCAGAGCGAUGAGAGGCUGCUCACUUUUGUCAACUGGCCAUCUCGUAUCCCUGUCAGGCCUGAACAGCUGUCUAAAGCUGGUUUCUACUAUGUAGGUCGUAACGAUGAUGUCAAGUGUUUCUGCUGCGAUGGAGGCCUGCGAUGCUGGGAGUCCGGAGAUGAUCCUUGGGUUGAACAUGCUAAAUGGUUCCCUCGAUGUGAAUAUUUGCUCCAGGAGAAGGGACAAGAGUUUGUUAACCAGAUCCAGGCUCGCUUCCCUCGGCUGUUUGAGCAGCUCUUAACAAAUGGAGACAGCAGCAGAGAGUUUGUGGAUCCACCUGUGAUUCACCUCGUGCCAGGAGAGGAGCGGUCCGAGGACGCUGUGAUGAUGAACACCCCGGUGAUUAAGUCUGCUUUAGAGAUGGGCUUUGAGCGUAGCCUAGUCAAGCAGACGGUCCAGAGCAAGAUCCUGACCAGCGGAGAGAACUACAGGACAGUCCAGGAGCUGGUUUCAGACCUGCUCAGUGCCGAGGACCAGAAAAGGGAGGAGGAGCGAGAGAUGGUUGCGGAGGCGAUGGCAUCAGAUGGUUUCACCUUUGUGAAGAGACACCAGGCAGCGUUGAUCCAGCGUCUGAAGAGUGUGGAGCCAGUGCUGGAGCAUUUAAGAGAGCAAAAUGUGUUAUCUCCAGAGGAGUAUGGCGGUCUUAAGGCUCAGACGUCGGCUCAGCAGCAAACUGCCAGGCUGAUAGAGCUCGUCCUCACCAAGGGGAACGCUGCAGCCGAGGUCUUCCGCAACUGGAUCCAGAAAAACGACGUCCACCUGCUCAGAGAUCUCAUGGCCCAAUCAAACGAAGCUGCAUCACCAAGCCAAGAUCUUUCAGACCUCCCCAUGGAGGAGCAGCUGCGGCGCCUGCAGGAGGAGCGUACCUGCAAGGUGUGUAUGGAUAAAGAAGUCAACAUCGUGUUCAUCCCCUGUGGACACUUGGUGGUGUGCAAAGAGUGCGCCCCGUCACUGCGAAAGUGCCCAAUCUGCAGAGGCCUGGUUAAGGGCACGGUCCGAACCUUCCUCUCAUAACCAGAAGGAAGUGUUCUCUGUCGCACAAAGAUGUUUGAAUGUAAGCAAUAUGAUAGAAAUGUAUGUACAGCUGAGACAUAACCUUAUCUGAUAGAGAUGUAAGAAUACAGUCAGUUGUAAUGUUCAGUACACGACUCAGUUUUAUAACUAGACUGAGUGAUAUGUUUGAAACAAUCAUACUUUUGCUUUUAAUUAAUAGGCAUCAUCACAAAUUUCAAUGACUUAUUCUGUGAAAUGACUUAAGAUUGUAUUAUACGAAUAUGAUUCCUUUGAAGUUCUAUAACAGCGGCCCUGCAGUAAAUAUCAGUUUGGUAAAGGUUUGAAUCUAUUUCUUUUCUUAAUUGUCAGACUUAUCAAUAAGAUGGUCAGCACUCACUGAAUAAAUAAAACAAUCUCUAAAUAAUGCAACUUGAUGAACUUUGGCAAGUUAUAUAUACUGCAGGGCUUUUGACUUUACUUGUGAAAUUAUAACCAAAUUAUAGCUCAUAACACAUCUUUUAGCAAAUUUAACUGACUUUGUAAAUUACUGUGUACUUUACAUCUCCAAUGUAAUAGCUUUUGUAUUUAUUUUAAUUAAAACAUGAAUAUAUUCUCUGUUCUUUAGUAAAGGUAAUCAUGUACUGGUCGUCAAUGACAUCUGGCGAUACUAGUCCAGCAUUUUCCCUGAGCAAAUGGACAACAUUCAGUCAAGUGGUCUGCACUUCCUAUGUGAAUGCAGGAACAAUAAUAAACCUGGUACCAA